CCUUCCGCAGGUCUCGGAGCUCCACCACCGCCGGGUGCGGCGGGGCAGGCGCGAUGCGGCAGCUGUGCCGGGGCCGCGUGCUGGGCAUCUCGGUGGCCAUCGCGCACGGGGUUUUCUCGGGCUCCCUCAACAUCCUGCUCAAGUUCCUCAUCAGCCGCUACCAGUUCACCUUCCUGACCCUGGUGCAGUGCCUGACCAGCUCCACCGCGGCGCUGAGCCUGGAGCUGCUGCGGCGCCUCGGGUUCAUCGCUGUGCCCCCGUUUGGCCUGAGCCUGGCUCGCUCCUUCGCGGGGGUCACCGUGCUCUCCACGCUGCAGUCCAGCCUCACGCUCUGGUCCCUGCGCGGCCUCAGCCUGCCUAUGUACGUGGUCUUCAAGCGCUGCCUGCCCCUGGUCACCAUGCUCAUCGGCGUCCUGGUGCUCAAGAACGGCGCGCCCUCGCCGGGGGUGCUCGCGGCCGUGCUCAUCACCACUUGCGGCGCGGCGCUGGCAGGAGCCGGCGACCUGACCGGCGACCCCAUCGGGUACGUGACGGGCGUGCUGGCGGUGCUGGUGCACGCCGCCUACCUGGUGCUCAUCCAGAAGGCGAGCGCCGACACGGAGCACGGGCCGCUCACCGCGCAGUACGUCAUCGCUGUCUCCGCCACCCCGCUGCUGGUCAUCUUCUCCUUCGCCAGCAGCGACUCUAUCCACGCCUGGACCUUCCCCGGCUGGAAGGACCCGGCCAUGGUGUGCAUCUUCGUGGCCUGCAUCCUGAUCGGCUGUGCCAUGAACUUCACUACGCUGCACUGCACCUACAUCAACUCAGCGGUGACCACCAGCUUCGUGGGGGUGGUGAAGAGCAUCGCCACCAUCACGGUGGGUAUGGUGGCCUUCAGCGAUGUGGAGCCCACCUCUCUAUUCAUUGCCGGAGUCGUGGUGAACACCCUGGGCUCCAUUAUUUACUGCGUGGCCAAAUUUUUGGAAACCAGAAAGCAAAGCAAUUACGAGGACUUGGAGACGCAGCCUGGGGGAGAGGAGGCUCAGCCAAGUGGAGACCAGCUGCCGUUCGGCUUGGAGGAGCUGCCCGCGGAGGGUGGAAGUGGCGGGUCGGAAGGUGGGACGGCAGCAGGUGGCUCCACUCAGCAGGGUGGGCAAGAGGCGAGGGGCGGCCCCAGAGGAGUCCCGCUGGUGGCCGGGAGCUCGCAGAUCUCACACAGUCCUGCAGAAGUGAGCAAGAGGUCAUUAAAGGAUACUUACCUGGAAGUGUGGAGGUUAGUUAGGGGAACCAAGUACAUGAAGAAGGAUUAUUUGAUAGAAAAUGAAGAGUUACCCAGUCCUUGAAAAGGAAAUGCAUAUAUGUAUAUAUGUACAUACACUUAUUUUCUAUGUUAGAGAUGACAUAUUUUAAUGAGGAGCCGCCCAAUAUUUUGCUUUGAGGAGUGGGGAAGGGAAGCAAAGAAAGAAGCUGAAACGCCUGACAGCAACAAAAUUAGCAACGGCGUGUGAAUAAUUUAACGCGAGUUUAGCCGAGCAUCACAGAGACAAAAGAAUGUGAAGGUGACUAACAAAUUAAGGCAGGGUUUCCGGCUGCAGACUCCUGGCAAAUUUUUUUCAUUAUGACCAUAACCACGUAUCUGCAUGUACCAAGAGUCCCUCAACCACCCCCUACAAAGAUGGAGUGUAGAAAUGAUGGCAGCGCUUAGUAAACUCAAAGAUUACAUGCAGGGGCACCUUUUUGAUGAUAGUUAGAUCUAUAGUUUUUAUGGCCAGCUGGGAAGAGUAUAUUAUUGAAAUGACAUUUUUAAAUACACUGAUGUUUACUGUUUAUAGUCAUCUAAAAUAUGUUUCCUCUAAUAUUUCCUCACUUUUAAAAAAUAUAUAA
Lagenorhynchus albirostris (white-beaked dolphin) is the source of this 1863-nucleotide messenger RNA. It is a transcript of the gene SLC35D3, whose product is annotated as solute carrier family 35 member D3. NCBI's taxonomy places the organism in Eukaryota, Metazoa, Chordata, Mammalia, Artiodactyla, Delphinidae. Bases 54 to 1322 code for a protein of 422 amino acids. Gene Ontology annotation, cellular component: Golgi apparatus. The transcript has 2 exons. Gene Ontology annotation, molecular function: antiporter activity. The record is from RefSeq and is a predicted model, not a curated record.